AUGAUUCCGAUUGCUCGUCACUCUGCUCUGCGAGCUGCCCGCUCGCAGCUUAACCCAACCCGGGCUCUGCGCCAGCCCGCUUCCUCGGCGCUCGCCCGCCUGCUCUCGACCCUCGCCGUUCUCGAGCAGCGCGAGGGCAAGCUGCAGAACUCCUCUCUCUCCGCAAUUGCCGCCGCACAGAAGCUUGGAGGCCCCGUCACAGCUUUCCUGGCCGGCAGCGGUGUCAAGGGAACUUCUGCCGCCGAGGCCGCAAAGAUCCAAGGCCUUGACAAGGUUAUCGCCGUGGAAAGCGAUGCAUACGAGAAGGGCCUCCCCGAAAACUAUGCCCCUCUUCUGGUCGAGAACAUCAAGAAGGGCGAAUACACCCACAUCGUCGCCGGCCACUCUGCCUUCGGCAAGAGCAUUGAAAGCGAGGACAUCAACUCGCUAACCCGCACAACCACAGCCUUCGUCCGCCCCAUCUACGCCGGUAACGCCAUCCUCACCGUCCAAUCAACCGACAACGUCAAAGUGAUCACCGUACGAGGCACCGCCUUCCAGGGCGUCGAGACUGAGGGCGGAUCCGCCGAGGUUGUCGACGGCGUUGACUCGAACGCCGCCGCCCAGACCGAAUGGGUGUCCGAGGAGCUGGCCAAGUCCGAGCGUCCCGAUCUGGCCACCGCCUCGCGCGUCGUCUCCGGCGGCCGUGGCCUGAAAUCGAAGGAGGAAUUCGACCGUAUUAUGCUCCCGCUUGCUGACUCGCUUGGUGCCGCUAUCGGUGCUUCCCGUGCCGCGGUCGACAGUGGCUUCGCCGAUAACAGUCUGCAGGUUGGCCAGACUGGUAAGAAUGUCGCUCCUCAGCUGUACCUGUGCGCUGGUAUCUCCGGUGCUAUUCAGCACUUGGCUGGUAUGAAGGACAGCAAGGUUAUUGCUGCUAUUAACAAGGACCCCGAGGCUCCUAUCUUCCAGAUUGCUGAUGUUGGUCUGGUGGGUGAUCUGUUUGAGAAGGUUCCUGAGCUUACGGAGAAGGUGAAGAGUGCUUAG
Molecule: messenger RNA, 1023 nt
Organism: Penicillium manginii
Lineage: Eukaryota; Fungi; Ascomycota; Eurotiomycetes; Eurotiales; Aspergillaceae
Product: electron transfer flavoprotein subunit alpha/FixB family protein
Exons: 4
Coding region: 1-1023 (340 amino acids)
Cellular component (GO): mitochondrion
Molecular function (GO): flavin adenine dinucleotide binding; electron transfer activity
Source: RefSeq, a predicted model, not a curated record